AUGGAUUCCUACUGCUUUCGGUUUUUUGCACAUUGCUCAUUUUUCUCUUUUUACGGUAUACAUUGCACGUUCAGCACAUGGUAUCACAACGAAGCGCAAGAUGGAGUGAUUACCUACUGGGGCUCAACACUGUGCGCACUCUCCUUCGCUUAUACCUUCGAUUAUUUAAUUCAUUUAUAUUUUUUAUUUGCGCAAAUGGUAUUAGUCUAA
Molecule: messenger RNA, 210 nt
Organism: Brugia pahangi
Lineage: Eukaryota; Metazoa; Nematoda; Chromadorea; Rhabditida; Onchocercidae
Source: the annotation of a GenBank genome assembly